Andrographis paniculata is the source of this 6057-nucleotide messenger RNA. Its product is annotated as putative 1-phosphatidylinositol-3-phosphate 5-kinase FAB1C. Gene Ontology annotation, cellular component: endosome membrane. The coding region runs from base 972 to 5888 and encodes 1638 amino acids. The transcript is spliced from 11 exons. Gene Ontology annotation, molecular function: 1-phosphatidylinositol-3-phosphate 5-kinase activity; ATP binding. The record is from RefSeq and is a predicted model, not a curated record. Gene Ontology annotation, biological process: phosphatidylinositol phosphate biosynthetic process. NCBI's taxonomy places the organism in Eukaryota, Viridiplantae, Streptophyta, Magnoliopsida, Lamiales, Acanthaceae.
AAUGGCGGUAUAUAUCUGAAUAUUUUAAUGUAGCUGUAGAGAGAAAGUGAAGAAGGCUGGUUAGGGGUAGAGAGAGAAACAGAAUCAUAGAGAGAGGGAGAGAGGGCUGCUGUUCUUGGUGAAGAAGCAAGGCAGGCAGCGAAAAUCAAAUUUGAACAUGGAGACGCGAGCCAUCGCCAUUUCUGCAGCAGCAGGAGCUAGAAAAGUGACCUUCUCCAUCAUCUUCCUUUUCCUGCUUCUUAUUCUUCUGCUCUUCAUCCUUUAAUUCCCCUGCUCCGAUUAGGUUUCUUUUCCACCUGACGGAGAUUUCUAAACACACGUAGAUGAAACUUGCUCACAUCUUUUUAUCCAUUGAAUCUAAUUUACCUAAUAAUUGCAUUGAAUUGCUGAGUUCUAGAACUUUCCGGAUUGUACUGAGUUGGUGGAUGUGCUUUUGCUUUUUUACUGUUUGAUCGGGGACAGCUAAUUUGAUUUAGGGUUUCUGGUUUUUUUGUUGGUCUGAGCUCUGGAUCUUGAGUAGCUUUUGAUUAAAUGAUCAGUUUAGGAAUCGAAUUGUUGAUGAUGAUGAUUCUAGGAUAGGUUAAACUCUAUUUCGAGAGUUUGGGGAUUCAUAAUACCCUUUAGAUUUGCUGUUGUUGUAUUAUUGCAUUUUCUCUUGUAUAGUUAUACAGCCUGAGGUGUAUAUUUUCGAAUUUUCCUUCCCCUUGUAUGAAUCUAGGGGCAGCUUUGAUGUUGUUUCCUUUGCUGGUAAAAUCCACUUUGAUUUUAUAGAGGAUUUAAAGGAAAAAAAAAAGAAAAAAAAAAGGAUAAAGAGCCCACUGUUUUUGUUGUGGGUUUUGAUAGUUUCAGCUUAAAUCAGUCUUUCGAAAUUGAGAAUUGUUCUUUGUUGGAAAUUGGAAUAGAAGAAGAGGGAAGAGCAGCAGCUAUAUUUCCGGCUUUAAUGUAUUGUGGUAUUUUUCUUGUCUGCGGGAAUGCACGAUAGUUCUUUGCUGCAGGCAUUGAGAUCUUGUUUGUCUUGGGGAAAUUUCGAUUCAUCUUCUCCAUUCUUUCGAUUUGAGAUGGUGGAUGGCAAUUGCAGUGUGUGUUGCAGUUGCAAGAAGAGCCUAUUAAAAUAUUGUCUCAAAUAUGAGUGUCAAAGCUGCGGAAAGCUGAUGUGUGGGAGCUGUAUUCAAGGACUUGCGCAGUUUGUUGGAGUUGAAUCCGCUUUAAUGGAGACUAACAUGGCGGCUACUAGCAUUAAAUCGUGCAAUCUCUGUUUUGAACUCAGUCCAUUGAGUAAAAGUGGUAAGGUUCAUCCCUCGGAUUCGCCAAGACAAUUAUCUGAGUCACCAUCACCAAAUAUUAGUGGUGAGAGAUUUGGUGCUCAUUCUCAGCAUGAAUGUACCAGAAAUAGUGAUGUAUCGGUAUCGAACCCUUCUUCUCCGCCAUCUGUACAUUGUUCGCCAACCAGGAGCAGUAGAGAUGAGGAAGAGGAUGCCUCCGGUCACUUCUUCAUUGCACAAGGCGAAUGCCUUAACAGUUCUUUUGAUGUAGAUUCAUGUAGUGCUAGUGCUGACCAUGAAUUCUGUAGUAGUUUCAUGUCUGUAGGGUCAAGCCUGUCGAACAGCCCCUCUAGGCUCGAUGAAUCCAUUAGAGCUGGGCAUUAUGUACAGGUAAAGGAAGUGGGAACCGAACGGUCUCAAAAUGAUAGUCCCUGUGACCAAGAGCAAGCUGUUUUAGAAAGGCCUGCUAAAGAGACUUGCAGUGCAGAUAAUACUAACAACUGGUCCGAACAUCAACAUAAGCAUGGAAACUUCCCGAAACUAUUGGAUUUCGAAAGGAAUGGUCUUAUUUGGUUACCCCCUCCACCAAGUGAUGUGCACAAUGAAGUGGAGAAGAGCAUAUUCACCUAUGAUGACGAAGAUGAUGAAAUUGGGGAUUCUAGCCUCAUGUUUUGCCCUUCUUCUCUUGAUAAUGUAUUCUUAUCCAAACAAGAGCACUUCAAUUCCCGGGAAGUAUGGAAAACUAUGGUAGAGGGACAUUUUAGAGCUCUUGUUUCGCAGCUUUUUGAAGGGCACGGCUUAAUUGCUGCUGAAGGUAACUGCACCGAAAACUGGCUUGACAUAAUAACAGCUUUGGCAUGGCAAGCUGUAAAUUACAUAAAGCCGGAUAGAAGCAAAGGCAGCAGCAUGGAUCCAUGUGACUAUUUAAAAAUCAAAUGUGUAGCUUCAGGACAAUCUAGCGAGAGCUCAUUUAUCAAAGGAAUUGUUUGUACAAAGAACAUAAAACAUAAGCGCAUGACGUCGCAAUACAAAAAUGCUCGGCUGCUUCUAUUAGGAGGAGCCCUCGAGCACCAAAGAGUUUCCAAUAAGCUGUCAUCUUUCGAAACAUUACUUCAACAGGAAAAUGAUCAUCUUAAGACUAUUGUUUCAAAGAUAGAGGCUCAUCGUCCGAAUGUUCUGCUCGUGGAAAAAAGCGUAUCCUCAUUUGCUUUGGAGCUUCUCUUAGAAAAAGAGAUCUCUUUAGUUUUAAAUGUUAAGAGACCACUUUUGGAAAGAAUAGCUCAAUGUAGUGGUGCUACUAUAGCUCUUUCGACCGAUCACAUAUCCACGACUAGGUUGGGGUACUGCGAGCUCUUUCACCUCGAGAAAUUUUCCGAAGAGCAUGAACCGGUUAAUCAGUUCAAUAAAAAGCCAUCGAAAACCUUGAUGUUCUUCGAGGGGUGUCCUCGGCGCCUUGGUUGUACGAUUGUAUUGCGAGGCUGUAAUCGCGAAGAACUUAAGAAGGUCAAACAUGUAGCUCAAUAUGCUGUCUUCGCUGCAUAUCACUUGUUGCUAGAGACCUCUUUUCUGGCAGACGAGGGUGCUAGUCUUCCAAUGCCAGCUGCAAAAUUUCCGUUUGUCUUUACAGAGAAGAUGGUCCCCGAAAAGUCCAUCACCAUAAUCCCCAAUUCUGAAGUAAUUUCCCAUUGCAAGGAAGAAAUUCAAAUAUCUGAUAUUGAGAUUAUACCAACUGAUCGUAGUUUGGAGCUCGGAUUGCAGGAAUCUCUGUCUGAGCCUGGCGACGAUAAUUAUGAUCAUGUUACUUUGACUGAUAAGUUCAGAUACAGAGAUGUCCUGUCUGAGGCUUGUGAUGAAAAUUUGGCAUCGGAUUUGAUGCUUGAUGAAAUGAAGAAAACUUGUGCAAGCAUCGAAACGGAGAUACGGGCUGAAUUAGAUACGAAUACCGUAAAGUUUGAUAAUCCUGAAUCCCCCAGUGAAUCCAUGCCGUCUAACGACAGUCGUCAGAGCAUAUUAGUUUCUUUCACCAGCCACCAUAUGGUGAAUGGAACUUCAUGUGAACGAUCCCGCCUCCUUCGGUUGAAGUUUUACGGCACUUCCGAUAAACCACUAGGAAGAUACCUCCGUGAUCUGUUUGAUCGGUCGUUCUUGUGUCUAUCCUGCAAGGAAUCAGCUGAAGCCCACGUCUUAUGUUAUACUCAUCAGCAUGGAAAUCUUACGAUUAAUGUUCGGCACCUGCCUACUGUUAAGCUUCCUGGGGAACAUGACGGCAAAAUAUGGAUGUGGCACAGAUGCCUCCGAUGUGCACAUGUUGAAGGAGUUCCACCAGCCACUCAGAGAGUGGUUAUGUCGAAUGCUGCCUGGGGGCUUUCUUUCGGUAAGUUUCUUGAACUGGGCUUUUCAAAUCAAGCGACAGGAAACCGUGUUGCAAGCUGCGGUCAUUCGUUGCAGAGGGACUGCCUUAGAUUUUACGGGUUCGGCAGUAUGGUUGCUCUCUUUCGGUAUUCUCCAAUUAGCGUCUUGUCUGUUCAUUUGCCCCCUUCUGUUCUCGAAUCAAGCGGUCCUCAAGAACAAAGAUGGAUAGCGAAAGAAGCACUUGAGGUUUUGCGCCAAGCCAAAGCCUUAUACGAUGAAAUAUCAGGGAUGCUCGAGAAAUUCAAACUGAAGACUGUAACUUCUAAGGACGAUUUUUCUGAUUCGACCAAAUUGCACAAUCAUGUCUUGGAGCUAAUUGAUACACUUUCUGAAAAAUGGAGAUAUUACAAAGAUUUGCUUCAUUCAGCUGAUGAAGAGAGCCAAGAACAGGACCAUGCUGCUCUCGACAUCUUUGAAAUAAAUCAUCUGCGACAUUCACUUCUAAUGGAUUCUCAAGUUUGGGAACGGCGCCUAUAUUCACUUGGCUCGCUCAUUAAACGAACUUCUCUUCCAAACGCUACUGAUUUGAAAGAUUCUGAUGCUCGAGGAGACAUCGGUAGCGUAGUAAGGAAUGAGCCUGGUUUUCAAGAACAGUGUUCGCCGCCUCGACACAGAAAUAACGACGGAGAAUAUGAAAUUCCCGAGAAUGAUGGAAAUGUUGGAUCUUUAUGUCGGCAUUCUUCAGCUGCAUCAAUCCUUCCGGAACAUAUCGAUUCUGCGUGGUCUGGCGCUGAUCAGGCACCACCCGAAGCUGACCGGCGUGAUGGGCAAGAAAUCGAUGCCAGAAGACACAGUCCAACUUUUCGAAAAUUAAGGGCGCCGGCUAGAGUUUAUUCUUUCGAUUCUGCUCAGACGCUUCAAGAGAGAAUAACGAGAGGACUACCUCCUGGAAGCUAUCGGAACAUGCUCCGGGAUCCUCUUUCGAAUCUACAUCGAUCUUGCUCCCAAUUUUCGACUUAUGAUGCCGACAAGUUGAUCGGUUCUUCGGGUUCUUCCUUAAUUUCCUCUACGCCUCUUGUUCCGGAAGGUGCGAGGUUGAUCGUUUCGCAAAAUGGCCAAGACGAUAUCGCUCUUAUCGUCUACGAUAACGAGCCGACCAGCGUAAUCGCAUAUGCCCUUUGUUCGAGAGAGUACGACGACUGGGUCUCAGAUACGCCGAAUGGGCUCGAAAGAGGAUCGAGCGUCGGGUUUCCCGACAAGAUGAAUUCACUAGCUUCUGAUCUUUCAGCUUUCACAUCAUUCGGUUCGUUGGAUUUAAGCCACGUCAACUUCGGAAGUUAUAGCUCAGAAGAUACUUUCCCGACGAAAAGUUUCCUUGCUGCAGAGCAAGGCAACACCCCUCAUCUCCGGGUCUCUUUCGACGACGAAUCGUCUUGCGGCGGCGGCGGAAAGACGAAGUUCUCGGUCACUUGUUACUUUGCGAAGCAAUUCGAUGAUCUCCAGAAGCGAUGUUGCCCGAGCGUAAUGGAAUUUAUACAUUCCUUGAGCCGAUGCAAGAGGUGGAUUGCUCAAGGCGGGAAAAGCAACGUCUAUUUUGCGAAAUCUUUCGACGAUCGGUUCAUAAUUAAACAGCUGACAAAGACGGAAUUGGAUUCGUUCGAAGAAUUCGCUCCGGAAUACUUCAAGUAUUUGACAGAGGCUCUUAGCUCCGGCAGUCCGACGUGCCUCGCCAAAAUCCUCGGCGUAUAUCAGGUUAAUGUGAAAAGCAUGAAAAGUGGGGGGAAGGAAGUGAGGAUGGAUUUAAUGGUUAUGGAGAAUCUCUUCUUCAAGAGAAGUAUAUCGAAAGUUUACGAUCUGAAAGGCUCGGCGCGAUCCCGUUACAAUUCAGACACAACGGGGGCGAACAAAGUUCUGCUCGACGCAAAUCUCUUACAAACACUGCAAAAAAAUCCAAUCUUUCUCGGGAGCAAAGCGAAACGAAGGCUCGAGAGGGCCAUAUGGAACGAUACGUCGUUCUUAGCAGCGGUGGAUGUAAUGGAUUACUCGUUGCUGGUGGGCGAGGAUGUUGAGAGGAAGGAAUUGGUGGUCGGGAUUAUCGAUUACAUGCGACAGUAUACGUGGGACAAACAGCUCGAGACGUGGGUGAAGGCGUCGGGGAUUCUCGGAGGGCCGAAGAACGCGUCGCCGACGAUCGUUUCGCCGAAACAGUACAAGAAAAGGUUCAGGAAGGCGAUGACAGCAUACUUUCUUACAGUCCCAGAUCAGUUGGAUUAAUGGAAAAAAUGUAAUGAAGAUGUAUGUUUGUUUAUGUUUUGUUAUGAAAAUUUGUUGGUCUAAAAGAUAUGAAGAAAUAAAAUAAGGAUGUAAAAGAAUAUAUAGAUAGAGUGGUAAGUGUAACGACUCGGAAGAAUCUUUAGGUGGUGGUAUUGGUAGUUACUACGUU